This is a messenger RNA of Lacerta agilis (Sand lizard), 1638 nucleotides long. It is a transcript of the gene MTG1, whose product is annotated as mitochondrial ribosome associated GTPase 1. The coding region runs from base 27 to 983 and encodes 318 amino acids. Gene Ontology annotation, molecular function: GTP binding; GTPase activity. The transcript has 11 exons. The record is from RefSeq and is a predicted model, not a curated record. NCBI's taxonomy places the organism in Eukaryota, Metazoa, Chordata, Lepidosauria, Squamata, Lacertidae. Gene Ontology annotation, cellular component: mitochondrion.
GCCGAGAGAGGCCGAGAGAGGCAGACAUGCGACUCACGUCUACCUUGCGGGUACCGCUCCGAGGCUGGCGGGAGCGGUUCGACUGCGCCGGCCGGGAUGUGGCCCACUGGUUCCCCGGGCACAUGGCGAGAGGGCUGAAGGAUAUGCAGAAACGCCUGCGAGUGGUCGACUGUUUACUGGAGGUUCAUGAUGCCCGCAUCCCACUCUCAGGCCGGAACCCUCUGUUGCAGGAAGCCCUAGGUAUCCGCCCACACUUAUUAUUGUUGAACAAAAUGGAUCUGGCAGACCUAACCCACAAACCGAGGAUUCUAGAAUGCUUGGAACAGCAAGGUUUUAGGAACGUCCUCUUCACGGAUUGCCUGAAAGAUGAAAAUAUCAAAAAGAUUAUUCCCCAUGUCACAGAACUGAUCAGCAACAGUCCGCGGUACCAGAGGAAUGAGAAUGUGGAGAGCUGCAUCAUGGUCAUUGGAGUGCCAAAUGUGGGGAAAUCGUCAGUCAUCAAUUCGCUGAGAAGGGUGCACCUCAAAAAAGGGAAAGCCUCCUUGGUUGGUGGGGAACCAGGCAUUACCAGAGCCGUUCUCACCAGAAUCCAGGUGAGCGAAAGGCCCAUCAUGUUCUUGCUGGAUACUCCUGGAGUGCUGUCUCCCCAGAUUGGGUGUGUGGAAACAGGAUUGAAGUUAGCACUCUGCGGAGCAAUCAAGGAUCACCUGGUGGGCGAGGAUGUCAUUGCCGAUUACCUUCUUUACACACUGAACCAGCGGCAGCAAUUCAGUUACGUAGAACGUUAUGGGCUGGAUGGUCCUUCGGAUAACGUGGAGAGUGUACUUAAGAGCAUUGCUCUGAGACUGGGCAAGACUCAACGAAUCAAAAUGCUGACCGGCACAGGAAAUGUGACCGUGAAGGUACCAAACUACAACGCAGCAGCGUCUGAUUUUAUCUACACUUUCCGCAAGGGACUUCUGGGGAAAGUCAUGCUUGACUAACGGCAGCAGCUUCCCGUGCGGCGCUGAAGUUUUCCCCUGGGUCGUUCUGGAGGAUUCUGCCUGGAACAGCAGUGUACCGUCCUUAAGCCUGGAGCCACUGACAGGUUGGCCUCCUUUGCAGAUGCAGUUGCCGAGCCCAGAUGCAGAGCCCCGAGAUGAGGAUGGAGCAGGCAGCAGUGGCCAUAACUGGCUACAUUUCCUGCUCUUUUCUGUACGCCUCCUCUCACUGCUCACUGCCCCACCUGCCCUUCCUUCUCCAGGUUGCAGCAGUUGGACGAGUUUUUUUUGUUUUGAGAGAGGAAGGGCUUUCUUGCAGAAGCUGAAGCAAAGUGAUCGUAAGGAACCUGUUACAGGUUGCAGUGUCUGUGCGAAGUUUGUCAGCAAGUUGCACAUGCAAUAAGCUAACUGAUGACCCUUGGGAUGAUUACUUCUGGGGGGCUUUUCACUGCUGCUUUCUGCUUUCCCUGUGCCAGUAUGUUCUAGGCAAUGAUUCUCAGCUUAUCUCUGCUUUCUAAGCACGAGAGUGCUGCCAUUCCACUUUCAUUUUAAAAAGUGAUGCAGAUUACGUUGAUUUUUAACUUGUUUGAACUAUGUAUGUACGCUGUCUCCGAAUGGUGGCUAACAAUGGUUUUAGUAAAUGACUUUUAAAGAAAUA